Molecule: messenger RNA, 4152 nt
Organism: Priapulus caudatus
Lineage: Eukaryota; Metazoa; Priapulida; Priapulimorpha; Priapulimorphida; Priapulidae
Product: NACHT, LRR and PYD domains-containing protein 12-like
Cellular component (GO): cytoplasm
Molecular function (GO): protein binding
Source: RefSeq, a predicted model, not a curated record
GUCCCGCUAGUCUGUGCAUAGAUGCUUGUGCAUAUCAGUUAUCUAUUGUCUGUGGUCUACCUCCCUCAAACUGUUUACUUCGUUAAUAAACCAUUAGUGUGAUCGAGCCGUUUCACUCGCCGAAACAAUUUUUUUAAUCUUAUGAAGUUAUGAGACCCGGCUGAUUCCUGGUGUGCUCAUAGAAAUUCGUGGAACUGGAGGCCCCGGAAUUCAUGGAACUUGCGGCCCAAGCCAGGGGUGUGCACGCAUGUCAUAGGGGAAGUGUAUGCCGUACUCCGUACCGGUACGUAUCUAUGGCUAUGCGUCCGCCACUGCACCGAAGGGAAAGAAGGCUAUAAAUACGUGUCGGCAUCAUGAAUACCACCACCACGGUGAGACGUCCGUGUGCGGCGAUGACGUGCCUCGACGCGGCGACGGUCGGCGUGUAUGGCUUCGCGGCGACCGUCGGCGGGCUUGCAGGCAGCUUCCUUGGUGUGCUCGUCGCGUGGAUGCUGGGCCGCAUGGCCACUUACGCGCCGUAUGUCACCGCGCUGUCGUCGAUGGGGGCCAUCGCGGCCGUCGUCUGCCUGUGCCUCGUGAGACGCCGCAUCCCACGACGCUGCUGCAUCAAAGUCUUUGGUCCUAUUCCUGAUGAAGAUGAAGAUUCUAAGCAUAGUGAUGUGAACAUACCAUUAGUUGGAAUCAUCUCGGGUGACGCAGACGUGAUAGCAUACGCAAAGAGACUGGCAGCAUAUCACAAGAGUGGAUCGAUGCUAUAUCGCAACGACGUAGGCCUAAAAGGCGUGCGCAGCAUUACGCUAGACGAGACCUACACACAGCUUGUGAUUGAGGAUGCAUGGAAGACACGCUCACGCAUGGGAUCCGUGUGCAUGGAGGUGCCCAGCUGUCCUCAGCUAUGCAACGCCGUCAGCAAGGCCAAGAAGCCUAUCAGGGUGGAGCAACUCCUUAGCGACAUGGAAGAAAAGAUUUACAGACCAACCGUGCUUGUGUUAGGUAACGCAGGCAUCGGUAAGAGCGUCAUGGCAGAGCGGCUCGUCUGUGACUGGGCGAACGAGAUCGACGCGUGCGGAGACGCGGCGUUUUCCGGCCGCUUCAAGCUCGCCUUCCUCUUCCGCGGCAAGCAGCUGAACCGGCUCUCCGGCCGCAAGCUCUCGCUCCUCGACCUCCUCCUCGACGUGCACACGAGCGCCGGCGCGGCCCGUGACGCCGUCGCCGCGUUCCUGCAGCGCAGCGCCCCCUAUGUUCUCAUCGUCGUCGACGGCUUCGACGAACUCGCAUCCGACGAUGGAAACUCGGCGUUCGCGCGCGGCGGCACCGGCACGACGGACGUCGCGGCGGCCGUCGGCGUGCGCGAGCUCCUCGGGAGCCUCGUCGCCGGUCGCCUGCUGUCAGGCGCGCACGUGCUUGUGACGUCGCGGCCGAGCGCGGCGAUACCUGUCGCCGACGCGUUCCAUCGCGUCGUCGAGAUCCUCGGAUUUUCGUCCGACGGUGUGCGCGAGUACGUCGCGCGUUACUUCGGCGACGGCGGCGACGGUGGAUACGCGGAGCGCGUGUUCGCUCACCUGCGCUCGAAUCUCAACGUGUUCAGCCUCUGCUCGGUGCCUGUUUGCUGCCGGCUCAUCUGCCAGGUGUACGACGACGCACGGCGGCGGCAGCAGCAGCAGCGGCGGGGCGGCGGCGGCGCGGCACCGCUCGACGUCCCGGACCUGCGAACCGUUACCGGCGUCUACUCGAAGGUGUUCUGCCAGCUGGCGACACGGCGACAUUGCCACGAAAACAACGCCGACGACGAUGUCGGCACGGUGAUCGCGACCGAGCUCGACUCGAUUCUCAAUAUGGCCGACAUGGCGCUGGCGGGCGUGCUCGCCCGGCAGCUGAUGUUCUCUGAGGACGACCUGCGCGCGUAUGGCCUCGCGGAGAAGCGCCACCUGCUGUCCUGCUUCAUGACGUGCGUGCGCGAGAGCGACGGUGGCGCCCUCGAGCAGUGCUGGCAGACCUUCUACCUUUUCGAUCAUCUCACCGUGCAGGAGUACCUCGCCUCGCUCGCGCUGCUGCUGCGAGGGGGCGCCACCGCCGACGACGCACCGGUGUACUACGCCGACGGCCGGCUGGAGGUCGUCUACCGAUUCUUCGCGGGACUGCCGUUCAUGCGGCCGCCGCUGCCGCUGCCCCCGCUCGUGGAGAGGAGUGAGGCGUGCAUGCGGCGCGUGAAGACGAUGAUCGCACGCCUCGUCAGUUACCACGCGGCCGGCGGCAGCGGCAAUCGCCGGCAGCAGCAGGAGCUCGCAAAGACGCUCAUGCAGAUGGCGCUGGAGGUGCACGAGUCGGAGACGGCCGCGGCGGUGAUGCCCAUAUUCGAGGGUGGCACCCUCGACCUGACGGGCUGCAUUGUCAGCGCGCCUGAUCUGUUCGCGAUGGGGUACUUACUCUCAACGGUCAAUCUGGCCGCGCCCGUGUCUGUGACGCUAGACAAUUGCAACAUCGACGACAUCGGUGCAGGGGAGGUGGCGCUGUGCAUGGAUAAGAUGGAAGGCCUCAGCUUGGUUAACUGUCAUCUGUCUGAUGAAGGGCUGAACAGAAUCUUUGUAGCAUUUAGCAAGAACAAAAGCCUACGCAAACUAUGCAUAGGGAAAAACGAGGUCAGCAGUGCCAAUUUUGUGAUCUUGGCCAAUGCACUGGGGAGGAAUAAAAAUCUUACCAGUAUCAGUAUGGAAUCAUGUGUGCUAGAAGUUGGAGAACACGCCACAACCAUUGCUCAGGCGUGGUCAAGGAAUACAAGUCUAACUUAUCUUAACAUGCGGGCAUGUGAUCUCCAAGAUUUAGAUCUGGAAUGGCUUUCCCAGGUCCUGGCCAGCCCUGUUUGUGCACUACAGUCAGUCAAGCUAGAUAGGAACAUGCUGAAGAAUCUGAGACCGUUAUUUGGAGGCCUCGAGAGUAACAGCGUCUUGCAACAUCUCAGCUUGGCAUGGAAUAGCUUCAGUGUGAGUGGAAUGAAGCCAUUUGCUGAUGCGCUGAGUAUCAACCAAACCCUCAAACAUCUAGAUUUGUCUGCUUGUGAGCUGAGUGACGAAGCACUGUGUUUACUGGCUGGAUGUCUCCAGAACAAUACUACCCUCAAAACACUGAUGCUCUUUAGAAACACUGAAAUGACAACCGUAGCACUGGAAUACUUGGCGUCCAUGUUGAGAGUCAACAAGACACUUGAAACAUUACUGGUUGAUGCAUACUCUGGGAAAAGUUCCUAUGACAUUACUGUGCUGACAAAUUCUAUGGAACAAGAUCUAACAACGCUGGUAUUACGCUAUGCAAAGCCUAGAGAAAAUGGAUUAGGACUCCAUCUUACAGACUUGGAUAAUAUUGCAUCAAGUUUUCAAGUGAGAAACGUUCUUAAAUGCUUAAGUGUUCAAGAAACGGACGGAAAACUCGUACCUUUACAAGAACCUCAGGAAGUCGAUAUUUUGGCAAAACUAGAUGACCGUAAGCUGUAUUUUAUAAUUUUCACCUUCAAGCUAUAGUAACAACACCCGUGGACAUAUACAUGGAGUAAUGCAAUGGAAGAUAAAGGCAGCUAUACGGGUUUAUAUGGUAAUAUAUAUCAGGGUUCUCCAAGAGCACUUAUAGCCUGGCGGCCCGCCAGGCUAUCGUCAAUAUAAUUUUUAUUCUGUGCCAAUCCUUUGCGUUUACUGGUGGUGUCAAGAAUAAAGUCAUUACAAUGUAUAUGAUUGUGUUGAGUGGUAUUAUAGGUUUUGUAAAAACUGCCCAGAUCAGGUUACUUUUGUUAUAUGUGUGAAAGUGAGUUCUGUGAUUUUAAAUGUUAUAUCAUGGUAUGACUAAUGAUUUUAGUAUGACACUAGCUCAAUAAAGAUUUUUACACUAGCUCAAUAACGGUAAUUACGAAUUUGUUUUAAGAAUCGAUCACAAUAUGUGUGCGAUAUUUUUUUACUAGGUAACAAUGUACAUACCCAGAUCUUCUAAGUAACUCGUUAGGUUAAAAUUGUAAAUUACAGAAUUGGUGGCCUUUCUAUACUGGUAGGUGGCCAUUUUGAUUUUACACCAUGUGACGUACAAUGUAUAUCACAGGGCGGAUCCAGAGGGGAGUCGAGGGGGUCCGGACCCCCCCUUUUUACCACAAAAAAAGGAAAAAAGCAUACA